ACUUACCCUACAAAUACCGUGUGAAAGUGCUCUUCUCAAGAGCUUUUAAAAUUGUCAGCGUAUUACAACAGUCGUUAAUGUCAAAUAUGCCAAUGCCACGGUCCAGGAAAUUUGAUGUACUAUUAGUACUUAUUACUAGCGCACUUCACUGCGUUCAUGAUUGUUAUUCAGUACUACUGAGUCUACUGCGCAAAGUAUUCAAAAAAAAUGUCGUCAACAGAGCCGCUGCAAAAUUCUCAUUUGGGGUCGAUUGCGAAUAUAAACCUAAAGAUUUUAUUGCCGAAGGAGCAUAUGGAAGCGUUUUUAGAGCUGCCAUUGUUCGCCGUGGAAAAUUCAGGGGAGACGAAACGGUCGCCGUGAAAUCAGUGAAACUUUAUGAAAUGCAACGUGCACUGGCAACGCCAAAAAGUUACAUUAGCCUGCGCAAAAGAUUAGACAAAUUACUAAAACUGCAUCAUGAUAAUGUGGUCAAGAUUCACCAGAUAAGCAUCAGCUCGGAUGAUGCGAAACUGCCCGUCGUCGAGCUGAUGAUGGAUUAUUACUGUGAUGGCGACUUGCGGAAUUACCUACAAAAGCUAAAACGAAGCAACAUGUUUCUCGAUCAUCCGACCAUCCUUCGAUUCCUAACCGAUAUUGCGAGCGGUAUUCGAUAUUUUCAUUACAAUAACAUUAUACAUGGAGACUUGAAACCGGAAAAUAUCCUCUUUAUGCCUUUGGAACACGGUGGAAAAAGGCUUGCGAUUGGUGACUAUGAUGGCUACCUUAAGUCCAAAGGUGGUGGUGCUGUAACCAAUUAUGGUGUCAAACGGCCUGUUGUACUCCACGCUAUAUGUCGCCUGAAAUGAUGCGCUUUUUCAUGAAAGAAGAUUUUGGUAAAAAUCCGGAGUUGGCAACAGAUAUCUGGAGUUUUGGCUGUAUUGCGCUUGAUUUGUUGGACGGUGUAAAUGGUGACCGACGAAGGAAGUUGGUGUCCAAGGGAGCCGAUUCCGUGCCAAAUGAGGAAGCAGUUGAUGAAAACACGACACUAGAGCGUUACAGCUACCUUUAUUCAAUAGGUUAUGCUCCCUUCGUGCAUAGCAGCAUUUGGAUCAACGUAAAUGGGGCGGGAGGAAAUGGGAUAAAUUUAGCGCAUUGUAUUGAAAGAUGUUUUGCUAUUUGUGGGAAGGAGAGGAUAACGGCGGACCAACUCCUGUAUGAGCUUCUGACAACUAAACAAGCACCUUCAACUAUCUUAAAACAAGUUGAUGCAGCUACAUCGAGGUUGAACCAUCUUGCCACCGAAAGCAAAAUCCGCCGCUUGUUUCACUGCUGUUGGUGGGCAAAUGAUGUGGUGAAAAGGGAAACUAUUUUGGAAACUUUCGACCCGACAUUAUCUUUUGUGUGGCGUUUUCCUCUCCCCACUAACGUCGUGCCCGUGAGCCCGGUGUCAACGCGAUCUUUAUCCGGCUUUAUAAUUGACACACCGGUCUUAGCUGGUAAUGGUGAAAUAAUUCUGGAGAUCCCCGAUGCAAAAAAUUCAUUCAAAAACAUAAUAGCUUGGAAUGUUGCCACAGCCUCCUUGAGAAUAGUGGGGUCUUGGCAUUCACAUUAUGAGCCAAUGCAACUGCUGCCAAAGCGACUGUUGCCAAUUGCUGUGGGCACAAAUCUUUAUUUCUGGUUAGGAAGGAAACUUCAAAAGCUAUGCCUCAUUCGUGGAACACUAUCCCGGGAAGAUUUGCGGUACAAGGAUGAUACUGGCGAAAUCGUUUACGGGACACGGAUCGAGAACCUCUUAAUUUACGGUUAUUUAACAAGGGUCAGAUCCUCGUGUUCACUGCGAUUUCAUUGCUUGGACACUGUGACGGACCGGUGGAACAAUAUUUGCAUCCCCAAGUUAAAUAACGUACGUGAGAAAUUUGCCAUCGUUAAGCUUGACCAUCACUUGUACCUCCUGGGAGGAAGAGAACCACUAAAGAAUCCGUCUGAAUUGCGAGAACGUUGCGAAUCGAAAUAUGCGCUUGCCGCGCUCUCGGACGGUUCAAAAGCGAGUUUUAUGGCUCACGAGCUGUGACCGUUCCGGUUAUACGGCCAGCAGCACGUAGAGCAGAUAAGUCCUAAGCCGCUCAAUCCCGUUAACCAACUUAACUGCCAGGCGUAGCGGAAGCUCGUGUAUUUGACGAAUAUGGAAUAGCCAACCAGAAAUCGUGGAGAGAAGCUGCAGCUCGUGAACGGCCUCCAUUUGAAAAUCCGCCAAACAGAGCCAGAUUCUCUAUAACUCGUUGGUCUUAAGGGAACGGGCAAAAACACUUUAUUGUGGCUGCUGGGAAAAGGUCAAAUGCCAGAAAGAACAGCAAGUGACGGAGCCGCGGAAGUCAUACAUGUCAACGGUUUCUUAGAUUCUGUUGGGCUGCGCGUAUGUGCACAAAAAGAAGUACUGUACUAGCAUUAUUAGUGUUUCCCUUCACAAUUGAGAAAAUUAACUAGUGAAGUGCACCGCUCUUCGAUAGCACUGAAAGACCGAAGCAAAGCUAAAAAUAUUUCGACAAGUAUCUAGAACUGGGGAAAUGAUUUACACGCAGGGAUGUUGAAGCACUGAUCCAUUGCUCCUUUUUCCUGACUUUAAUUUCUAUGAUAAUGGCUGAUAGAAGACUGCAUAAUACGAAACACUUUUUCAGAUUUAUUUGUACCUAAUAUUUAAGAGCGACAUCUGUAUGCUUAGUUAAAAAAGCUGACGCAGCCGUUCUGUUUUUACUGUCAAUUUCGGGUCGGCCUACUUUACCUUUGCCGCCCCUUUGCCUUUGCCGUUUCACUUUGCCUUUUACAACUUAACCUUUACCUUUGCCUUUGCGGCCGUGAAUACCUUUGCCGUUUCGGUUUACCGUCGAAAAAUGCCGUUCAGAAAGCCUUUGCCGUUGAAUAACCGUUAAA
Molecule: messenger RNA, 2907 nt
Organism: Paramacrobiotus metropolitanus
Lineage: Eukaryota; Metazoa; Tardigrada; Eutardigrada; Parachela; Macrobiotidae
Exons: 6
Coding region: 830-2050 (406 amino acids)
Biological process (GO): protein phosphorylation
Molecular function (GO): protein binding; ATP binding; protein kinase activity
Source: RefSeq, a predicted model, not a curated record